Molecule: messenger RNA, 960 nt
Organism: Xiphias gladius (swordfish)
Lineage: Eukaryota; Metazoa; Chordata; Actinopteri; Istiophoriformes; Xiphiidae
Product: somatomedin-B and thrombospondin type-1 domain-containing protein
Exons: 5
Coding region: 1-795 (264 amino acids)
Source: RefSeq, a predicted model, not a curated record
AUGAUGAGAUCCUCUGUGGAGUUUGCCUGUUUGUUGCUGGUGGUUUCUACACUGGGAAAGAACCACUUGGUAUCUGGUGGUUGUUCGGGCAAAUGCUGCCUGGGCAGAGACUUGAGCUGUUUGACCACUGACUGGAGGAUGGACCUUGUGUAUGGGAUAUGCUACUGCGACAAGGGCUGUGUCAGGACCAAGGACUGCUGCUUCGACUACUUCACAGGGUGCCCAGCUCAGGACUGUGCUGUGAGCGACUGGAGCUUUUGGAGUGGCUGUGCCAAGCCCUGCCAGCCUUCAAUACGAGUCCGUGUCCGUCACGUAGAGCAGCAGCCCAGUAACAGCGGAGAGCCCUGUCCCAGCGUGGAGCAACGAGCUGGCUGCAGGGAAUACAGAGACCACCAGGGCAACCACUGUGGACUGAACUCAGGCCCUGCAUUCAUCACCAGCAUGGAGUUUGGCAAGGGAAGGCCCAAGCAUGACAGCUAUGGAAACCCCCUGGACCCUGGGUUCUGUGUGGAAUUCAUACUGGAGUCCCGGACACCCCACUGUAUUGUGGAGAACCUGCCGCACACACACUGGAUGCGCUACAUAACAGAAGGCUUUAAAGUGUGUGUGGCAUGUGAACCUCCUGCCAUGCAAAACAAUAGUGGCAGCUGCCAUGGAGACGGCCAGCAAUCAGACAAAGAAGCUUUGCUCCACUGGCAGGCGGUGGGGAACCCUCAGUGCCAUGGGACAUGGAAGAAGAUCCAGAAAACCCAGCUGUGCGACUGUCCACCACAGCACAGUUUCAUCUUCAUCUGAUCCAAAAAAAGCACUUCAGGAGAGCGCUCUGAUCUGGUGUCCACAAAAACAUUUCACAGCCAAGCUCCCCUCAUCAGUGGAACUGAAAUAAUGUGUGCUCAGAUCAGAUGCCUAGACGCUGCAGGCUUUCAAUACUAAGAAGAGACUUAACACUUGAUGGUGGUG